AUUUCAGACGCUUGAAACCAAUUAAAUAUUUAUUUGUACUAACAAUCCACUAUUAACUGAUUUUAUAUUUAUGACUGUAGCAAACACCACUUUCAUUUACUGCAUUUUAAAAGCACCGUUCAGAACGUCAGGAUCAUUGUCAAACACAGACAUCACAUAGUCCAUCCCACUUGAGUGACCAAAGGAAAUCCAGGUCAAAAAUGUCCGACAUAACGCUUUCCGAGGCCAAACGGGAAAUAGCAGAAUCAUUGACAUUAAAUACCUUUUGUAUGAGGCGCAUUGGUCUGUCUUUUGAGGAGCCAAAGAAUGCGUCGUCAUAUUUCGCGCAGAAGUUUAUGUUGGUAUUGUCAGUGAUGAGCAUUUGCUAUCACGUUUUCAGCGAGAUUGUGUACAUCGGUCUAACGUUAUCCAACUCGCCCAACGUAGAAGAUGUUGUGCCGUUAUUUCAUACUUUUGGUUAUGGUGCUCUUAGCAUCGCAAAAGUAUUCGCGCUAUGGUACAAAAAGGACGUGUUCAAGCAACUGAUAAGUGAACUAGCAGGAAUCUGGCCUAUGUCUCCCCUCGAUGACGAUGCUGCGGUCAUUAAAGCAAAAAGUCUCACUGCGCUACGUAUUGCACAUCAAUGGUACUUUGUAAUAAACGUGUUAGGAGUCUGGUUCUACAAUCUGACUCCAAUCAUCGUGUACGCAUACCGCGUUUGGCAAGGACAAGACGUGGAAAUGGGCUACGUUUGGGUCUCAUGGUACCCUUUCGAUAAACAUCAUCCGGUUGCGCAUGUCGCCGUUUACAUCUUCGAAAUAUUUGCCGGACAAACCUGCGUCUGGAUCAUGGUAGGCACUGACCUGCUGUUCUCUGGCAUGGCGAGCCACAUAGGCCUCCUUCUUCGGCUGCUACAGCGCCGCUUGGAAACGCUAGCAACUAUGGAACAGACUGAAGAAGAUAACUAUAGAGACAUUUUAGCGAGUAUUAAGCUCCAUCAACGACUCAUCAGAUACUGCAACGAUUUGGAAGUUGCAUUCUCUUUCUCGAAUCUGGUCAACAUUAUUCUUAGCUCCGUCAACAUUUGCUGCGUCGUAUUCACCAUUGUCUUGCUGGAACCGUUUUUAGACAUCAGCAACAAGCUUUUUUUAGGGUCAGCGUUGAUUCAAAUUGGAAUGUUGUGUUGGUACGCGGACGACAUCCUGCACGCGAACGCGGACGUGGCGGCCGCCGCGUACACCAGCGGCUGGUACAGGACCAGCGCCCGCUGCCGCCGCGCCCUGCUUUUCCUUAUCCAGAGAGCACAAAAACCAAUCGCAUUUACAGCGAUGGGUUUCACGGAUAUAUCUUUAGUGACCUAUUCAUCGAUCCUGACGAGAUCUUAUUCCUACUUUGCACUUCUUUACACUAUGUACAACGACAAAUAAAAAAAUAAAAAAAAUACACAUAGCGUACAACGAUGAAAUAUACUUUCAUCAUUUUAGCUUUGAAAUAAUAUUAUUAUUGGUAUCAUUCAUAUACCUAAAGCUUAGCUCGUAGAAGACAUAGGUUAUAGGUACUCUUAGUUAUUGUAUUGGUCGACUACUUGUUGUGAUUUACUCGUAUAGUUAUUUUAGAAAUGUAUUUUAAAAAAAUAUUUAUGAAUAAAAACUAAUUUUAGAUUAUA
Ostrinia nubilalis (European corn borer) is the source of this 1645-nucleotide messenger RNA. Its product is annotated as odorant receptor 4-like. Lineage: Eukaryota; Metazoa; Arthropoda; Insecta; Lepidoptera; Crambidae. The transcript has 9 exons. Gene Ontology annotation, molecular function: odorant binding; olfactory receptor activity. The record is from RefSeq and is a predicted model, not a curated record. The coding region runs from base 201 to 1406 and encodes 401 amino acids. Gene Ontology annotation, cellular component: plasma membrane. Gene Ontology annotation, biological process: sensory perception of smell; detection of chemical stimulus involved in sensory perception of smell.